AUUCGCUCGCGGUGGUCGGGCCGCUUAUACCAUGGAGUUCCCUAUAAAACUCGACGAUAAAAACUAUGACAUAAAAAAAUUCUUACGCGACCACCCCGGCGGUACAAACACACUUGUAAAUUACAAAGGGAAAAAUAUCUUACAGGCUAUGGAAAAAUUUGGACACAGUGUUAAUGCUUAUCAUAUGUUAAAUGAUUUUAAGGUGGAGAGUGAGAAAGAUAGUUACUUAUGUGGUGUAAGUGAGAAUGGUAGGAUUAUCACUAAAGAAGAGGAUAGCAGGGAUAAAGAGGAGAUCGCGUAUUUAGAGGAACUGGAGGCUCGACUGGACUGGUCAAAGCCCCUCCUCUCCCAACUGGAUGCCAUUGCUCCAGACUACGAGAAGUGGGUGAACAGCGCCGUAUACCGGCACUGUCGGCUUUUCAGCAGCUCGCUGCUGGAGGCGCUGACUUACACGCCCUGGUACCUGGUGCCGGCGUGCUGGCUCCCCGCUAUACUGUGGCUGGGGCUCGGGGAGUACACGAAACAUGUGGGCAGUGAUAGCAGCGAUGCGUUGUCAAUUCUUCAGUUCUUCUGGCACCUCGCGCUAGGCCUAUUCCUGUGGUCAAUCAUAGAAUACUCGCUACACAGAUGGGUGUUCCACUUAGACCCAGGGAAGAACCUUACCAUGAUCAAGAUACAUUUCCUGAUACAUGGGCUACAUCAUAAGACGCCAUUUGACGGUCUUCGGCAAGUGUUCCCGCCGGUGCCUGCUCUUAUGCUGGCUUCCAUCGUUUACCAACCUGUGUCCUGGUUCCUGAGUUUCCCACUUAUCAAGCUGACUGGUGGACUCAUAGGUUACUUAACGUACGACAUGAUACACUACUACGUGCACCACGGCUCGCCCGCCGACGGCACUUACCUCUACGCGAUGAAGCGCUACCAUUCCAACCACCACUUCGUCAACCACGACAGAGCUUUCGGCAUUAGCAGCGAGAUCUGGGACCACGUGUUCAAAACCUUCGUGAAGCUACGGACGCUUGGAUUCAGUUUGCGUUGGGACUGAUCCUUUUGAAACCUCUCAAGUUAUAUUCAGAAUUAGAUAGGGUAUCUAACGCGGUACUUAACUAACCUUAUUAAAGGCACUAACACAAAUGUUCACUCUGCCUUAUUCUGAAUACCCGUAGUAUUCGUCCCUCCUAAAGUUACUCAUAAAAUUUGUGUCUUGAGCCGAUAUGUUACAUAUACACGGUGGCCAAACAAUAAGUGCAUUCCCGUUGCCAGGGAGGUUUUGGGAUUAUACUGAGCAACUUUUACUAUGGGACCAAACCUGAAAUCGCGAAAAAAAAUUUGACUGUUUCAUACAUUUUGGCUGGUCCAUUUUCUAUGGGAGGGUAAAUUUUUUUUCGCGAUUUCGUGGUUGGUUCCAUAGUCAAAAUUGCUAAGUAUAAUUCCUAAGCGUCCCUGGCAACAGGAAUGCACUUAUUUUUUAGCCACCCUGUAUAAUGGAUAAAAGAACAAAACAUUUGCAUUUGCGAACAAGAAAAUCUUUAAAAAAAUCAUUGAGACCGUUAGGAGGAAAGAAAUCUGCAUUUAUUAUUUUAGUCAUAGGUGCUAAGUAAAAAAUGUAAAUAUGUAACUAUAUGUUAUUUGAAUUUCUACAAGUACAAACAAAUUUUAAAUGUAAAGCCUCAUUUCCACACGUG
Molecule: messenger RNA, 1682 nt
Organism: Cydia strobilella
Lineage: Eukaryota; Metazoa; Arthropoda; Insecta; Lepidoptera; Tortricidae
Gene: Fa2h
Product: fatty acid 2-hydroxylase
Exons: 6
Coding region: 32-1042 (336 amino acids)
Biological process (GO): fatty acid metabolic process; lipid biosynthetic process
Cellular component (GO): endoplasmic reticulum; membrane
Molecular function (GO): iron ion binding; heme binding; fatty acid 2-hydroxylase activity
Source: RefSeq, a predicted model, not a curated record